Coregonus sp. 'balchen' is the source of this 1799-nucleotide messenger RNA. Lineage: Eukaryota; Metazoa; Chordata; Actinopteri; Salmoniformes; Salmonidae. The record is from the annotation of a GenBank genome assembly.
UCCACAGCACUCUCUUUUCCUCAUAGCUUUGGCAAAGAGUUCAUCACUGCAUUCCCGGAGAACAUCGCCUUUUACCAUCCCACUCAGCCUGACAACAGAGUUGUAAUCACAGCCCUACAUAGUGGCACCACGGUAACUGUUACCAUGAAGGAACUGGGUUACACAGAUACCAGGAACCUGAAUGCAGGAGAGGAAGUUAUGAUUCAGACAGAUAUUAACAUGAAGGAACUCAAGAGGUCAAAAUUCUCCAACCAGACCCUGCAUGUGACCAGCAACAACAACAUCAGUGUCCUUGCCAUCAGCCAAAGAGGCGAAAGCAUCCAGACCAUGGUAGUCCCACCGUUGGAGAGCUUGGGUACAGAGUACCAUGUCCCCCUUAUACCUGAGAUGAAGCCCACUCAGCCUCAAAUAGACCCACGGAACCGCUUGUUUAGUCUCAUCAUCAUUAACCAUAAAGAAACUAACAAGGUCACCAUCUCAGGGCCAGCGGGUGAGGACAAGACUGUCUCACUCCAGCCGUUCCAACUGGUUUAACUCUGGCUCAAUAGAUCGCUGCCAGAACCACACGUGUCUGCCGACCACCCCGUGGCAGUUCUGUACGGCCACCCAUGUGCCACUGUGACUAACUGCACCUGCAGUUUUCUGUUCAACCCUCUGUACCCAGUCACAGCUUGGGGGUCAGAAUACCUUGUGCACCCCUCUUUUGAGAAUGGAGCUUUGAAUGAAACUACUUUUUUGCUGACAACCAACCAAAGUGUGAGUUUACUCAGCGGACCCCCCACAGAGCCCCUCCAGCUGCAGUCUUCCCACAAGCUGCCCUUCAAUCCCUUCCUCCCUGGUGGCUCCUCCCUGGUCAAGACCUCCAGUCCUGUCUCCCUCACCCUCCUCAGGCCAGGCCUGCUACUCAGCCUCAUCCCAACGCAUAGCUUCUCCUCCUGCUACCUCCUCCACUCCCUCAACGCCGUGAAGAACCAGGCCCUGCUAGUAGCCCCUACAGCCCAGACAGAGGGGGUGCAUCAGGGGAACACCGCCCUGGACAUCACAUGGACUCCCAUGAUGGGGACGGAGUACUCCUGGGCACUCAUUGACUUUGGAACAGAAUAUAGGAAGCAUGUCAUCUGGCAUAGUUCCUCCAAAAUGGCCGCCUACUACCUGGGAGAGGUAAACGGCAUGGUUUUUGGGAAUCCAGCUGACAGCCUCAGCACAGAUCCAGGUAUGGUGUUGUAGAGGUUUCAUUGAGUUGUAUUGCUGUGAAUUAUGCAUAUCAUUCAUGUCUGUGUGUCUGUAUGCAAGUAUUUUUCAAGUAAUAUAUUGAUCUCUCACUCUCUCUCGCUCUCUCUCUCUCUCUGUGUGUGUGUGUGCGUUUUGUAUGCACAGAUUCUAAGGGCUGUCUGCUGAGGCCAGAGGUUGUGUCACUUGGGGACGAGCAGGGUGGCUGGCCAGAGUCUCUGAAGUACUGCCAAGACCAGGGCUACAGUCUGGUCAGCCUGAACACAGAAGACUUCCUACUUCACGUGACCAAUAAACUGAUGGAGUCUGGGACCCAGGCUCAGGGACAGACACAGGGUCAGGUGUGGAUAGGCCUCCGUAGGAGCUCACUGACAGGGCAGUGGUACUGGCUGAGCAAGGCUGCUGUGUCCUUCACCCACUGGGCCAAGGGCGAGCCAGGGACCCCCAUGCAGGGCCAGUGUACCAUGAUGACGCUGUACCCCCAGGGAAACUAUACCUGGAGCGACAAGAGCUGCUGUGAAGCUCUCCCAGCCGUCUGCUACAGAGAGCCACUACACUUCCCCCUUGAG